GACGGAUCGGGUCACCUGUCCCUAAGGAUGGCAGCCAACUAUAUAAUUAUCCGCCAAGCCAGUUCUACCACGAUUCCCUGGCUACUUCAACUUUCUCUUAGUCUCUUCAAAGACAAGAUCUCACAAUAUGUUUACAAACAUCUGGAUUCUGAUAACCAUCCUGACGGCAUCCGCUGCACCGGGCGUACACGCACAGAAUGCAUUCUCAGGGGCUGUCGGAUUUGGAGCCAUCGCGACUGGCGGUAACAGUGGAACCACAUAUCAUGUUACGAGCCUGAACGACUCAGGCACAGGAUCAUUCCGCGAUGCCGUCAGUGCAUCUGACCGGAAUAUAGUCUUCGAUGUAUCCGGUUAUAUCGUCUUGAGUUCUGCAGUCUCCCUCUCCAGUUCUAUCACCAUCAACGGUCAAUCGGCACCUGGAAAUGGUGUUGGCAUCAUGGGCGCAGAGGUUUCGGCUAGCGACAAGAGUAAUAUCAUCAUUCGCAACUUGCGCAUGCGCCAGGGAAACCUUGAUGACCAAACCGGCAAGAGCGCUUUCAAUAUGGGCGGUUCGGCAAACGUGAUUUUGGACCACUGCUCUAUCGAAUAUGGCCAAUGGGACUCGGUCGACGCCGUGGGUGCUGUCAACAUUACGGUAUCCAACUCUAUCAUCGCCCUCCCCAUCGGCCAACAGUUCGGCGCCCACGUGGAGACGGGCCCGUCGACCUUCUACCGCAACCUCUGGGUCUCGGCGCACAACCGCCAGCCCCUAUCCAAGGACGACACGCAGUAUAUCAACAACGUCGUGUACAACUACCAGGCGGCCUACACGGCCGGCAACACGGGCGGGUACUUCUCGCACGACAUCAUCGGGAACUACUUCAUCGCCGGGCCAAGCACGAGCACCACCAGCGAUGACUACUACCAGAUGAACGACAAGCAGAGUGUGUACGCCUCCGGUAACUAUCUGGACGGCGACAAGGACGGCGCGCUCAGCGGCAACGCUGCCGAUACGGUCGGAAGCGCCCUGGUGCUCGACUCGCCAUGGGCCGGCGACUCCUGGAGUCUUGCUACCCUUUCCGCUGCCGAUGCCGUCACGUACGUCCUUGCUAAUGCGGGUGCUUCGCCGAGGGAUGAGGUCGAUACCUAUGUCGUGAGCACGGUGAAGUCAUACGGAACGAAUGGAACCCUCAUAAAAGACCAGGCGAGCACCGGGUUGAGCAACAACGGAUAUGGAACUCUCAGCUGACGAGACACCAUAUUUCGCUCUCGGGAACGUUCAAGAUCCAGCAUAUGUGGCUUUAGUGAUGAGCGAG
Truncatella angustata is the source of this 1295-nucleotide messenger RNA. Its product is annotated as polysaccharide lyase family 1 protein. Bases 128 to 1228 code for a protein of 366 amino acids. NCBI's taxonomy places the organism in Eukaryota, Fungi, Ascomycota, Sordariomycetes, Amphisphaeriales, Sporocadaceae. The record is from RefSeq and is a predicted model, not a curated record. The transcript has a single exon.